UUAGUCUACACUUGCUCGUCAGAUCUUUAUAAUGGAGUUUAAGAUUAUUUUGCUAACUAUUCUGAUAGAGACGACUAUUGGUCUACCAUUUUUUCAUGAUGGUGGAGGUGGGCUAGCAAUUGUCGCAGGUCUAAGGGGUAGUAAAGGUGUUGGAUGUGGCAAAGGUAUCGGAGGUAACAAAGGUGUGGGAUGGAACAAAGGUUUCGGAGAUAACAAAGGACUAGGAGAUAAUAAUGGUCUCGGAGGUAAUAAGAAACUUGGAUAUAAAGGUCUCGGAGGUGCCGGAGUUGGCGUCGCAUUACAUAUAGGUGCAAAAGCGGCCGGCGAUUGUGGAUACGGCAGCCAGUGGCCCGCGAACAGUAACGGUGCACCAAAUGUACACCCGUUGAUCGUACCAGUACCCAACGCUAACCAGCCCAAAGGAGACCCAUCCACCACACCAGGAGCUAACCCUACUCAACCUAAUGGAGAUCCAUCGACCGCACCAGUAGCAAACCCUAUUCAACCUAAUGGAGAUCCAUCGACCGCACCAGGAGCAAACCCUAUUCAACCGAUUGGAGAUCCAUCGACUGCACCAGGAGCAAACCCUAUUCUACCGAUUGGAGAUCCAUCGACCGCACCAGGAGCAAACCCUAUUCUACCGAUUGGAGAUCCAUCGACCGCACCAGGAGCAAACCCUAUUCUACCGAUUGGAGAUCCAUCGACCGCACCAGUAGCAAACCCUAUUCAACCGAUUGGAGAUCCAUCGACCGCACCAGAAGCAAACCCUAUUCAACCGAUUGGAAAUCCAUCGACCGCACCAGUAGCAAAACCUAUUCAACCGAUUGAAGAUCCAUCGACCGCACCAGUAGCAAACCCUAUUCAACCGAUUGGAGAUCCAUCGACCGCACCAGGAGCAAACCCUAUUCAACCGAUUGGAGAUCCAUCGACCGCACCAGAAGCAAACCCUAUUCAACCGAUUGAAGAUCCAUCGACCGCACCAGUAGCAAACCCUAUUCAACCGAUUGGAGAUCCAUCGACCGCACCAGAAGCAAACCCUAUUCAACCGAUUGAAGAUCCAUCGACCGCACCAGGAGCAAACCCUAUUCAACCGAUUGGAGAUCCAUCGACCGCACCAGAAGCAAACCCUAUUCAACCGAUUGAAGAUCCAUCGACCGCACCAGGAGCAAACCCUAUUCAACCGAUUGGAGAUCCAUCGACCGCACCAGUAGCAAACCCUAUUCAACCGAUUGGAGAUCCAUCGACCGCACCAGUAGCAAACCCUAUUCAACCGAUUGGAGAUCCAUCGACCGCACCAGAAGCAAACCCUAUUCAACCGAUUGAAGAUCCAUCGACCGCACCAGAAGCAAACCCUAUUCAACCGAUUGGAGAUCCAUCGAACGCACCAGAAGCAAACCCUAUUCAACCGAUUGGAGAUCCAUCGACCACACCAGUAGCCAAUCCUAAUCAAAGCAAUGGAGAUCCAUCGAACACAUCAGGACUUAACGAUAAUAAACCAAAUGGAGACCCCUGUACCAAACAAGUACCUUCCGAUAAUGAACUCAAUGGAGACUCAUCUACCAUAUUAGAUCCUAAGGAUAACCAACCUUAUAGUAACCCAUCAACGGCACCGGGAGCCAACCCUAAUCAACCCAAUGGAAAUCCAACAGUUACUCAAGAUCCUAAUAUUCCAUCGCCUGUACCGAACGUGCCUGCCAGUGUUCUUCCAGUAGACCCAAUUACAGCAGAUUCAUUGCCGUAUCCGACACCACAAGGUGGUGGAAAACCAAAGAUACCACAAUUAGGUGGCAGACGCAGCGUCGGUCACGACCUAGGAGCGACAUUCCGUCUUGGUUUGCACGUUGGCGUUGCUAAACGAAUUGGAGGCAAGGACUUGCCAAGCGUACGCAAACCUAUAAAACCCAAAUUAUCAUGUGAUUAG
Molecule: messenger RNA, 1921 nt
Organism: Papilio machaon (common yellow swallowtail)
Lineage: Eukaryota; Metazoa; Arthropoda; Insecta; Lepidoptera; Papilionidae
Product: vegetative cell wall protein gp1
Exons: 4
Coding region: 32-1921 (629 amino acids)
Source: RefSeq, a predicted model, not a curated record